GAGUUCAUGAGGUGGAAGCUUCCAUUCUUUAGAACCGCCACCGUCAUUCUUUCGUUUCACCAUAAAGAUCCAAUAUCCAAGAUGCAUAUUGUCAAAAUCUAUAUUAAGAUUUAAGUUAGAAUACUUACACAUACCGUUUGCUUCCAGUAGCGAGAUCUCUCAUGUGCAUUUACGCUUAGACAAUAUCUAAACCCUGCCUUUUCUUUUCCUUUUCAUUUUGUUUUAUUUUGUAUUUUCCCUAGUUGUCCACAAUGGCACACGUUCCGAUAUCAGAUCAGUCCAAGCACGACGCUCAAGUCGUCUCGGAACACCUCCCGUCUGGAUAUUCGGCCGAAUUCGAUGGGGUAACGGGGAGUUCUGUUGGUGCAUCAUCCUCGAGCCCGGACCCGACAGAUCAAGAAUCAGGCGAAUCCUCGCUAAAGCUCCAGGGAGGUGACAUACACCGAGACCUCUUCAAGACCGCUGCUCGGGUCAAGAUGCAUAAACGAGCUGCAACUUUCCACCACCCCCAAGAUAUCAUGGGGGAAACCGGGCCCGACGGCUUAACCGUAAGCGGCCAACUGGCCCCGGGAGGCUUCCGCAGAGCUUUCAUACAGCAAACACGGCGGCGCGAGAUAUGGGCUGCCAGGGUCCCCGUCACUAGGAAUUUUGUUGAAUUUUUGGAGCUGUAUGGGAGCUUUGCUGGGGAAGAUCUUGAGGAUUCAGACGAUGAAGCAAUACUCUCCGAGGAAGAAGGAGAAGAAGGAGAAGAAGAGGCAGAGCCAAGCGAGACGGGACCGCUUCUUGGGCGGCGGAGGGCUUCGCGUGCGCCGCGCUCCGCUACCGCCAGUACCAAACAGACCUUCUUUACCCUACUAAAGGCUUUCAUUGGAACCGGAAUCAUGUUUCUUCCCAAGGCCUUCAACAAUGGUGGCAUUCUAUUCUCCUCUUUGGCCAUGCUGGCUGUCUCCACAGUUACCAUGUUGGCAUUCCACUUACUUCUCGCCUGCAAGGCAAAGUAUGGCGGCGGUUAUGGAGAGAUCGGCCAAGCAAUAGCAGGGAAGUUUAUGCGCGGAUUGAUAUUGUUCUCCAUCACCAUGUCGCAGCUGGGGUUCGUCUGUGCCGGCAUAGUGUUUGUAGCCGAGAACAUGACCUCUUUUCUAAAGGCCGUUCUACACGACGACAGUCCGUUAUCCCCCACCUCUUCAAUUCUCAUACAGCUCAUCCUUCUCAUACCGCUGGCGUUCAUACGGAACAUAGCAAAACUCGGCCCUGUUGCACUUAUUGCAGAUGCUUGCAUCUUGCUUGGUGUAACUUACAUCUAUUACUACGACAUUGCACACCUUGCAUCCGAUGGCAUUCAUGAAAGUGUCGUUCUCUUCAACCCGGCAAAGUACACCUUAACUAUCGGCGCAGCCAUUUUCACAUUUGAAGGCAUCGGCCUCAUUCUUCCAAUCCAGUCAUCUAUGACCAAACCAGAGCGUUUCGAAUGGCUUCUCGGUAUGGUUAUGUUCCUCAUCACGGUUCUUUUCACUGCUGUCGGUGCUCUCUGCUAUGCCACGUUCGGCGAAAAUACCCAGAUUGAAAUUAUCAACAAUUAUCCUCAAGAUAACAAGUUUGUCAAUGCGGUGCAGUUCCUCUACUCGCUCGCGGUUCUCGUCGGAACUCCCGUCCAGCUAUUCCCUGCCAUCCGUAUCAUCGAAGGUAGAAUUUUUGGCUCUCACUCGGGCAAGAAGAGCGCCCGUACGAAGUGGAUCAAGAAUGCGUUCAGGUCAUUCAUAGUUCUUGCGUGUGGGGCAUUUUCGAUAGUGGGUGCUUCUAACCUUGACAGGUUUGUCGCGUUGAUCGGGUCUAUUGCUUGUGUCCCGUUGGUCUACAUCUAUCCAGCAUAUCUACAUUACAAGGGCGUUGCAACAUCGUGGGAAGCUAAGGUUGGAGAUAUCGUAUUCAUGGUAGUUGGAGUUAUUGCUAUGCUCUACACAACUGUCGUCACCGUUAUCAACAGCUUCAUGAGCUGAGCGUCUGUUUAUCGACUGUGGGAUAUGCACGGCCGGAAGCGAAAAUGAAAAUGAAAAUGAAAAUGCAACUUGAAAAUUCAUGCAUAAGUCACAAUUGGAGUUAUUAACCUUUCUAAGUAGCGAUCAUACCUUGCAUUGAAAUCAUAGAUACAUGUUUUUAUCAAAAACUUACUUAAGGACCUUCGACAUCGAGGAUUUGUAUUUGAUGAACUUAGCAGCCUGUGAUCAUCUUACAGACAGUACCUGCCAUUUAAUUAAUUAUAUUAUCGCUUAUAUACUUUGAAUAGGUUCGAGGUCGACCCGUUUGUCGCCUUUUAAGCUAGAUACACGUCGGCUUAAUUUAACAAGACUACAUUGGCGAAUAAGAUGAGAUGUCGACUCGCGUUAGCCAUGCCAUGGCUACAGUUAAAGUAACGCGGCACAUAGUAAUAUAGACCUUGGAUAAAGGCUUGAGUUCUAAUAUCAUUUUAGAU
This is a messenger RNA of Daldinia decipiens, 2470 nucleotides long. RefSeq names its product transmembrane amino acid transporter protein-domain-containing protein. Gene Ontology annotation, biological process: amino acid transmembrane transport. The coding region runs from base 252 to 1997 and encodes 581 amino acids. The transcript has 2 exons. Gene Ontology annotation, molecular function: amino acid transmembrane transporter activity. The record is from RefSeq and is a predicted model, not a curated record. NCBI's taxonomy places the organism in Eukaryota, Fungi, Ascomycota, Sordariomycetes, Xylariales, Hypoxylaceae.